This is a messenger RNA of Ichthyophthirius multifiliis, 1002 nucleotides long. RefSeq lists its product as hypothetical. Lineage: Eukaryota; Ciliophora; Oligohymenophorea; Hymenostomatida. Gene Ontology annotation, molecular function: MAP kinase activity; ATP binding. Gene Ontology annotation, biological process: intracellular signal transduction; protein phosphorylation. Gene Ontology annotation, cellular component: nucleus; cytoplasm. The transcript has 3 exons. The record is from RefSeq and is a predicted model, not a curated record.
AUGAAUAAAUAUGAAAUUCUCGGUGUAAGUGGCGAAGGUGCAUAUGGCGUAGUAUUAAAAUGUAGAAAUAAAGAAAACAAAGAAAUAGUUGCAAUCAAAAAAUUUAAAGAGACUGAAGAUGACGAAAUAGUUAGAAAAAAUAUAUAAAGAGAAGUGAAAAUGCUACGUUUAUUAAGACAUAAAAAUAUUGUAGAUUUAAAGGAAGCCUUUAAAAGAAAAGGUCGUAUAUAUUUAGUAUUUGAAUAUGUUGAAAAAAAUUUACUUGAAAUUCUUGAGUAAAAACCUUCUGGACUUGAACCCGAAAUAAUCAGAAUAAUUAUAUAUUAGCUCUUAAAAUCACUUUAUUAGUGCCAUUAAUAAGACGUAAUUCAUAGGGAUGUCAAACUUGAAAAUCUACUAGUAAAUCCAUACAAUUACGAACUAAAAUUAUGUGAUUUCGGUUUCGCUAGGGCAUUACCUACAAAAUAAAAUGACGUUUUAACAGAUUAUGUGGCUACAAGAUGGUAUAGAGCGCCUGAGUUAUUACUUUAAUGCCCUAAAUAUGGAAAAGCUGUUGAUGUAUGGGCAGUAGCAUGUAUUAUGGGCGAACUUAUUGAUGGUUAACCAAUGUUUCCAGGCGAAAAUGAAAUAGAUUAACUUUAUUUAAUCCAAAAAUUGCUUGGAAACCUGACUAUUGAACAAAAAGAGCUUUUUAUAAAAAAUCCAAGAUUUGUUGGUAUGAAAUUUCCAGAAAUAAACAAACCAGAAAGCAUUGAAAGGAAAUAUUUGGGAAAAUUAAGUAAAAAAGCAUUAAAUUUAAUGAAAUUAAUGCUCAAAAUGGACCCUUAAGACAGAAUUUCAGUCGAAGAGGCUUUAAAACAUUAAUUUUUUGAUGAAAUAAGAGAUUAAUUUAAAGAAGAAAAAAAAGAAGUAUAAAUAGUUGAAAAAAAGAAGUCUUUUUAAAAUGUUUAAGACGAGUUAAAAAAUAAUGUAGAACACAGUUUACAAUUAUAAGGUGAAUGA